CCAAGAAAUUUUUGGAUGAAAUACAAACCGCACAACUACAAAAUCGCAUUAAAAUAAUCCGCAUAAAAAGAGACCUUACAGUAGUCGGUUUCGGGUUCGUGCCUGAUCAACAGACUGACCGCAUGAUUUUUAUCACCCGUUUCCCGUAGAAAAUCUUUCGAGGAGGCUAACUUUUGGAGUUGCGUUGUCUCAUCAAUUCACACCAAUUCAAUUUAAAAUCAAUUAAUGUGUCUAAUAAUGUUUUUGUAAGUUAAAUAUUAGAUUAAAAAGACAAAGUAUUGACCAAGUUUACUCUUAUUUUUAUAUUUUUUCAGAGCAGCUACAAUAAAUUUUGUGAUGAAGAUAUAUUUGAUACUCCUAAUUGGUGUCGCUUUAAUAGCGAUUUCUUCCGCUCAAAAAAAGAGCGAGUGCCAGGAACACAGAGAAAAGGCGAGUAAGAGUUCUGCACCGGUUAAAGUAGUGCCCAUUUGCGAAUCGAAUGGUGAUUACGCGGCUUUACAAUGUCACAACGAAGGAAAGUUCUGUUCCUGUUGGCGCAAAGACGGCACACCCAUAACUCAACCCUCUACAAAAAUUAAAUCUUGCGUUUGCCACCGCGAUAGAGACGACAAAUUGAAAAACUAUUUCGCUACGUGUAAAUCAGCAAAUCGAAUGUAG
Molecule: messenger RNA, 657 nt
Organism: Centruroides sculpturatus (bark scorpion)
Lineage: Eukaryota; Metazoa; Arthropoda; Arachnida; Scorpiones; Buthidae
Product: U24-ctenitoxin-Pn1a-like
Exons: 4
Coding region: 337-657 (106 amino acids)
Source: RefSeq, a predicted model, not a curated record